Molecule: messenger RNA, 931 nt
Organism: Zophobas morio
Lineage: Eukaryota; Metazoa; Arthropoda; Insecta; Coleoptera; Tenebrionidae
Product: juvenile hormone acid O-methyltransferase-like
Exons: 2
Coding region: 7-852 (281 amino acids)
Source: RefSeq, a predicted model, not a curated record
AACGAAAUGAAUCAAGACGCUAAUCUUUACGCAAAAAGCUGCGAAUUGCAAAAAAUUGACGCUAAUCGCGUCCUUAAUGAAUACUUUCCUUUUUUACAGUGGCGAGGGGGUGAUUGUAUUAUGGACGUCGGUGCAGCUGAAGGUUCGGUGAGUCUGGAGGUGGUUUUGCCGAAAUUGCCACCAAACUUCAAGAAAUUCGUUCUAUCUGACAUAUCGGAGGACCUACUCGAUUUCGCUAGAGACAGAAGUGACGACGAAAGAGUCCAAUUCUGCCCCAUGGAUAUAUCGUCUACUAUUCCAGAUGGGUUUCGUCAACACUUCGACCACAUUUUUUCGUUUUACUGUUUAAAUUGGGUGUCGACACGACUCAGUAAUAUUCAAGCACUGAAGAAUAUCUUCGACAUGUUGAAACCAGGUGGGGACGUCGUGCUUACCAUCAUGGCCAGUUCACCUCUGUACGACUUUUGGCAAAAUAUGGCACUAACUGAAAAAUGGGCAGCGAUUUCGAAAAAUUUAUCCGGUUUUUUGUCGCCGUACCACAACCAGAAUAACCCAGAAGAAGUAUUACGGGAAUUUCUGGAAGAAGCAGGAUUUGUAAUCCACGACUGUAAAAUGGAAACGCGCUUUUACACGUACGGGGCUUUCUCAGUUUUUUUAGAUAGCGGAUUAUCCGUCAAUCCGUUCAUCCAUUUACUUUCCGAAGACGAACGCAAGGAAUAUAUCGAAGACUAUGAAAAAGAAAUAAGGAAGCACCACGAGAUCACCGUAACGGGUGUCAAUGGUAACGAAGAACUCAGUCUUUCCUAUAACAUUAUUAUUGCUUGUGCUUCGAAACCUCUGGAGUCACAGUGACAACCACUGAGUACACCCCACCGGAAUCUGUUAUUUCGUCUUGAUUUGUCUUUAAUAAUAAAACUUUGGGGGUUAUUCA